Molecule: messenger RNA, 2164 nt
Organism: Patella vulgata (common limpet)
Lineage: Eukaryota; Metazoa; Mollusca; Gastropoda; Patellidae
Product: SEC23-interacting protein
Exons: 15
Coding region: 65-2164 (699 amino acids)
Cellular component (GO): COPII-coated ER to Golgi transport vesicle
Molecular function (GO): protein binding
Source: RefSeq, a predicted model, not a curated record
CUCCCCCUUGUUCCACGUAUUCUACCGGUUUGCUACUUCCGGUAAAAACAAUAAGGUUGAAAAUAUGGCAAAUCGGGGGAAGAAGGACACAACCCCCCCUCCCCUGCUGUUAAUGUCAGCUGGAGGAGGAUUAACACUCAACCCUCCCGAUCAUCCGAAUGUGUUUAUGCCAGUCAUUCAAUCUGAACCACCCUUGUUUGUACCAGAUGAAGAAGGAGAAGCUGAUAGUUUUGUGGGUCAAUCAUUUAAUCCAACCCCAACCAAACCAACAACGCUAUCACAACCAGGAACAUUUAACAUGUUUCAGCCACCUGGAUCAACUAAUGCAGAUCUAUUUGCUGCUGCUCCACCAACAUCAGCAUCAGAUCCCUUUGCUCAGGUUGGGCAUAAUCCAAGACCCCCACAUACGAAGAUGGAAACACAAAAGAGUCAGCCAUUGGCUCCGCCAGCACCAUCUGUAGCAUCUAACCAAUCGGCAUCCACUUUUCAGCAGUUUCCACCUCAGUCUCAAACAGGACCGGUUUUUGGUUCUGCUCCCUCUUCAUCACCAGGAACUCCAGUGAGUGGAAAUAUGUUUCGUAAACAGGGACGACCACAAUAUGCCCAACUUCCUCAAGGAACCUAUGCAAAUGCUCCAUCAACUUCCAAUCAGUUCCCUUCAAAUCCAAGUUCACCCUUUGUUCCUCCACUGGCUCAUUCUUCUCCUCGACCUCCAACAGCCAUGGUUCCUCCAAUGUCACAGCAGUCUUCAUAUAACCAGUCUCAGCCUUAUUACAACCCGGCCCAACCCCAAUCAUCAACUAGUAGUUUUGUAUAUCAACCUGUACAGUAUCACUGGUGUUUUAGUACUAUAGUAGAAAAAAAACUCAUCUGGAAACCAUUUACAAUCCGAGAUUCAUUAAAAUUAGAAGAGGCCUUUCUUACAGGUUUAAAACAGGAUCUAGAUAAUACUAUUGUAUCAACUGAUGGUGGUAGAUAUGAUGUCAAUGUUGGUAAGAGAGAGCGUAUUGCUAUAUAUUGGGAUGAAGAUGUUAAACAAGUUCAACGAUGUUCCUGGUUUCACAAGAAGGAAGGAUCGCACAGAUAUUUUCCUUAUGAUGAAGAAUUUUCAUCAAAACUGGAGGAAGAGUAUAGAAAUGCUGUAGAAAACAAUGCAUGGCAUAAAAGAUUGGAAUUCCCCGGAGGAGAGACAAUUGUGAUGCACAACCCAAAUGUUAUUGUCCAUUUCCAAGCCUCAUCCCAGCCUGAUGAAUGGGGAACCGUUCAGAGUGUUUAUGCAUCACCUUUGGGAGAUCAGAUGAGACCUAAAGUUGUAAAACGAGGAGUAGAUGAUUUUGAAACAAUAGAAGAUGGUGAAUCAAACCAGAUAGAUCAUCUAGUAUUUGUAGUACAUGGUAUUGGUGCAUAUUGUGAUGUUAAAUUUAGAAGUAUAGUUGAAUGUGUUGAUGAUUUCCGGUCAAUAUCUCACAGUCUAUUAGACAGCCAUUUUAAAAUAUAUAAAGAUACUGGUAGAUUAAAUAGAGUGGAGUUUUUACCUGUACAUUGGCACAAGUUUCUACAUUCUGAUGCUACUGGUAUAGAUAAACGAUUAAAAGCCAUCACAUUACCAAGUACAGCCAAGUUACGAGAGUUUGUUAAUGAUACAUUAUUAGAUAUUCUAUUUUAUACCAGUCCCGCUUACUGUCAGUUAAUAGCUGAAACAGUAGGAAGAGAAAUUAAUCGUAUUUAUCAGUUAUUUUUAUCAAGACAUCCAUCAUUUAAAGGUUCUGUCUCGGUGGCUGGUCACAGUUUAGGUUCUUCCAUUUUAUUUGAUCUUUUAUUACAUCAAAUUGAUCCUAAUGCACCUAAGGAUAUGACCACACCCCCAACUGAGGUACCUGCUGAAAAACAUGUACAGGAAGAAGAAAAAAACAAAGAGUUAAGAGAAGAAUCUCCUGAGUUAAGUUUAGAAGAUUUAUUAGAGAAAGUUGGUCUACAGGAUAAACUAGAAGUUUUUACACAAGAACAAAUGGACAUGGAAGCCUUGAUUAUGUGUAGUGAACAAGAUCUGAAAGACUUGGGUCUACCUAUGGGACCUAGAAAAAAAUUACAAGGCCUUCUAGCUGAAGAACAAAGCAAAAAGGUAAACCUGCUGCACAACAGGAAUCUGAAGACACUGUGUUGA